AUGUUGUAGAGAAUGGGGAGAAAACUCAUAGUCACCAGAUUAUCUUUUUACAUUACACAGGACAAGCUGCAGAAGUUGUUCGCUCCGUUCGGACAACUUGCUAGUGUUAAUCUCGUGUUUGAUCCUAGAACUAAAAGACCCAAAGGGUAUGGGUUUGUCUCCUACAACACUGAAAUUGAAGCGGAAAAGGCUCUGAAAGCCAUGAAUGGCAGGAUUGUUGAUGGAAGGCUGCUUUUGGUUGAACCUGCCGGCGAUAAAUGAUCUGGGAAGACCCUGCCUCAUACUCGUCCAUGAACUAAUCUUUUCUGUUUUCAUCGUACCUAGGGUAAAACUUGAUCAAUAAUCAAGGCUCCUCGUGUUUUUUUUUCUCUUUUUAUGUUCAUGGCUCCUGGGUUUCUUAUGCUUUGUCUUCAAACAAUGAACAAUAGUACAUCGUGAGAAACACUUAUAAAUCUCUGUAGUUUGACCCAUUAGUUAUUAUUUAUUAUGUUGUUAUUAUUUAUUA
Molecule: messenger RNA, 505 nt
Organism: Vigna angularis (adzuki bean)
Lineage: Eukaryota; Viridiplantae; Streptophyta; Magnoliopsida; Fabales; Fabaceae
Product: organelle RRM domain-containing protein 6, chloroplastic
Exons: 4
Biological process (GO): positive regulation of mRNA splicing, via spliceosome
Cellular component (GO): spliceosomal complex
Molecular function (GO): RNA binding
Source: RefSeq, a predicted model, not a curated record